CGGCCCGUGUGCUGUUUACUUUCCCAUGAUGGUCGCGGUUCUCUGAAUGAAUGCAGCGCUAUGCGUCGCCGCGCGGAAUCAUGGUAGUCGUCAACUCGGUGCUGAAGCUCGUCCAGCGGCAGACGUACACAUGCCUGUCGCACCGCUACGGGCUCUACCUCUGCUUCGGGGGCAUCGUCCUCAUGAUCGUUUCCGCCUUCCAGUUCGGAGAGGUGGUGGUUGAGUGGAGUCGAGACCAGUAUCAUGUUCUGUUUGACUCCUACAGAGAUAACGUGGGUGGAAAAUCCUUCCAAAGCAGGCUCUGUCUGCCCAUGCCCAUCGACGUGGUGUACACGUGGGUGAACGGCACAGACACGGCUCUGCUGAAGGAGCUGAAGACGGUCAAAGAGCAGCUGGAGGAGGAACAAAGAGCUCUGAGGGAACGUCUGGGGAAAAAUGCAAGCGAGACAACUGAAGUCCCAAAAGACAGUGGUAAGCAAGAAUGUCUCCUGUCCCACUGCAUCCUGGCGCCCAUGCUGGCCCUGGACCCCGCCCUGCCGGCCAACGUCUCCCUCAAAGAGCUGCCGUCGCUCUCCGCCGCCUUCGCCGCCGCCAAAGAGCUGCAGCUGAUCACGAAACCCUUCGUGUCUGUGGUCGUCUUCCACUCGCAGGCUGACGCUGAUAAAGCCUUUACAGAUGUGUCCAGAGAAGAGCAGAAAUUCACAGUGUCCAGAUGUUACCUGACGACCGAUAAAGAAGCUCCAGGUCUGAUCCGCAUGCAGACUCUGGCGUAUCUGAGCGGCUUCCCGGCGUCCUAUAAGGAGACGGAGACGCUGCGAGUCAAACUCCCCUCGGUCAUAACCAGCAAGAUCAAACAGUUUGAGUUGUACUCGGAGGCAAGCAUCGCCCUGCUCCACCUGAACACCCAGCAGGACUUCUCUGACCUGACGCAGCAGGCGAAGAAGAACCUGACCCUGGACGGGAAAGAGUUAACCAUCAGCCCCGGCUACCUGUUCUGGGACCUCACCGCCAUCUCUCAGUCCAAACACGACGAAGACGUCUCCGCCAGCCGAUUCGAGGACAACGAGGAGCUGCGCUACUCGCUGCGCUCGGUGGAGCAACACGCUCCCUGGGUGAGGCACAUCUUCAUCGUCACUAAUGGGCAGAUUCCCUCCUGGCUCAACCUGGACAACCCCAGAGUCACCGUCGUCUCCCAUCAGGACAUCUUCCAGAACCGCAGCCACCUUCCCACCUUCAGCUCCCCGGCCAUAGAGACCCACAUCCACCGCAUCCCGGGGCUCUCCCAGAAGUUCAUCUACCUCAACGACGACGUGAUGUUUGGCAAGGAGGUGUGGCCGGACGACUUCUACAGCCACUCCAAAGGACAGAAGGUGUAUCUCACCUGGCCGGUUCCUAACUGUGCUGAGGGCUGCCCGGGCUCCUGGAUCAAAGAUGGCUACUGUGACAAAACUUGCAAUAACUCUUUGUGUGACUGGGAUGGAGGAGACUGCCAGGGCUCAGCUGGGAACGGUCGGUUCGCCCCUGGUGUCGGUGGCGAGCCCGGUGUGGGGGCCGGUCAUCUGUGGCAGUACGGAGGUGGUAUCGGAGGACUCGGGGGGACGUCCUAUUGCAAUCAAGGCUGUGCCAACUCCUGGCUGGCUGACAAGUUCUGCGACCAGGCCUGCAAUGUACUGGCAUGCGGCUUCGACGUGGGCGACUGUGGCAAAGAGCAUUUCAACGAGCUGCUUGGUGUGACCCUCCAGAGGAACCGGACCCUCUACACUCUCCCCCUGGGAGAGGUCAGGCCGUUUUUCAGCUUCAAAAGUUUUGCCCGCAGAGUGUCCGAGGCCCAGGUCAGCGACAACCCGGUGGUCCGUCACACCUCUGUCGCCAACAAGUGGCAGACCGUGCACUUGCUUCUUUACCCCGGGCACAACGCCACGCAGAUCCAGUACAACCUCACCUUCCAAGGAUACGACAACAAGGAGUUCACGAUGACUUUCGGCGUAGCCAUCGACACCCGCGAGGUUCCUCUCGCCAACGUGUCCAAGACCACGAGCAAAGACGAGAGCAUAGAGGCAAAGCCGACGCUGGCUCCUGAGCCCGUUGUGGCUUUCUCAGAUGUUCCAGAGGACAAACGAGGUCCGAGGAUCCAGACGAGGCAGCUGGAGAUCGCCAUCGAGGUCCCUUCACUGAACGUGUCACUUUUACCAGCUGUCAUACGCACUGAGCUGCAGAAGCUGGAGGAGAAGCUGCUCAACGGGGACAUUACUGUGAAGGGUUUUAACCUCACAAAGGCCGAGCUUCUCAAACCUUUCGAGACACUGGCUCAACAGCAGCAGGUCUCUGAUGAGGGUGAAGCCAAGGUUCAGAGGAAGCCUUACAAAGACCUGGAGGGAGAGCCAAAACGAGAAGCUGAAAACAUCGUUCAGCAAAAUCACAACGCAAAUAAAGACGCGGCUGUGAAAGAACCACCGGUCACUCCUCUUGUCCCCGUCCACAUCGAAGAUGUGCACAAAGAGCUGGAACCAUCUAAACCUCCCGUGAAAGCCGCCAUCGAAAAACCUUUGACUUUCAAGCUGCUGAAGGAAAUCUCCAAAAUCAGAAGUGCUGAGAGUCAGAAUGAUCCGACCAACGCUGCAGGAGGAGGAGCUCCAGGCGGGAGGAGGCUCCAGCACUUCACCUCCUCGGAUCGAGGCUUCCUGCCCUGGGAGAAGAGGAAGUACUUCCAGGGACUACUUGAGGAAGGGGAGCGUCUGAAGAAAGAGCUGAUGUACGUGACCGACGGCGGCGCCACAGCCCGGAGGCUGCGGGACACGUUUGGCGAAUCCCUUCGCUACGUCAACAAGCUGCUCAACAAACAGUUUGGCUUCACGUCCCGCAAAGUCCCGGCGCACAUGCCUCACAUGAUCGACCGACUCAUCAUGCAGGAGAUGCAGGACACAUUCCCAGAGGAGUUUGACAAGACGUCCGCCCACCACGUGCGUCACUCGGAGGACAUGCAGUUCGCCUUCUCGUACUUCUACUUCCUGAUGAGCGCUCAGCAGCAGCUCAACGUCUCCGAGGUGUUUGACGAGAUCGACACGGAUCACUCGGGCGUUCUGUCCGACCGGGAGAUUCGAACUCUCGCCACAAGGAUCCACGAGCUGCCCCUCAGCCUCCAGGAUCUGACAGGCCUGGAGCAGAUGUUGAUCAACUGCUCCAAGACUCUCCCGACCAACCUGACCCUGCUCCACCUGGUGAACCCCACGCAGGAGACCUACUACGACCCCAGCAUGCCUCCAGUUACAAAAGGCCUCGUCCUCCACUGUCAGCCCAUCACAGAACGCAUCCUCAAAGCCUUCAGAGACCAGAAUAAGUACAAGUUCGAGAUCAUGGGAGAGCAGGAGAUAGCGUUCAAGAUGGUGCGCACCAACGUGUCGCAUGUGGUCGGCCAGUUAGACGACAUCAGGAAGAAUCCGAGGAAGUUCAUCUGCCUCAACGACAACAUCGACCACAGCCACAAAGACGCUGCCACAGUGAAAGCUGUGCUCAGAGACUUCUACGAGUCCAUGUUCCCGCUGGCGUCCCAGUUUGAGCUGCCCAGGGAAUAUCGCAACAGGUUCCUGCACAUGGACGAGCUCCAGGAGUGGCGGAUUUAUCGAGACAAGCUGAAGUUCUGGACGCACUGUGUCCUCGUGACGCUCGUCAUCUUCACCGUCUUGUCCUUCUUCGCCGAACAGCUCAUUCUCCUCAAGAGAAAGCUGUUCCCCAGACGCAGAGUGAACCAGGACAUCAACCCCGAGCGGGUGUGAUACAGGGACACCUCCCUCUCCUCCUCCUUUCUGCACUUCCACCUCCGCCCCUCUCUCCUCCCGGCUCAGUCGGGUGGAUCCAGACGAGGAGUGGACACAGGAACCCGACGUCCUCGCCGCUUGUGUUUCAUCAGCACGGCCGGACGACAGACACUCAUACGUGAGAUGUGGCGAUGACACGUUUUUUAUUUCAGAAGAUGAUGGACGGGGCUGGCCCACGAACGAAAUGAUGAAGCCUGUGCAUCUUCAUGUCGUCCACUGGGGGCGUCAGAGACUCUCACACAGACAAAACACAAAACACUCCCCCCCCACCACUCCUCAUGUCCCGUCCUUUGUGUCAGUGAUCGAUGUGUUGAGGUGUCAAACACUUGAUCGGACUGUGUGUGUGUGUGUGUGUGUGUGUGUGUGUGUGUGUAUGCAUGCAUGUGUGUGUGUUGUGUGUGUAUGUGUGUGUGUGUGUGUGUGGGUACACCUGGAACAAAUCAUUUCAACUAUUUAAAGAAGAUAUUAAUCACACGUCCGAAAGCCAAACAAGCCAAAAAAUGAUGGUACUCCUUAAAGCUCUUAUUUUCUACUCUUUCCUGUUAAAUCUUCAUAAAUCAAUUAACUUGAUGGUACAGACAGUUUUUUCGAAAAUGUCGCUUUUUUCACAAUUUUAUAGACAAAACCAUGAAUUGAUAAAAGAUCGGGUUGGUAAGUUGUUUCUUUUCUCUCACUUUUUAAUCUUCUUAUUUAUCUUAUUUGUUGAAAUCCUCGUCACGUCCCGAUAGCCAGUCGUCUGAAAAUUGAUCAGCAGAUGAAGAAGAUUCUAACUUGGUGUCUGGUUGAGUGGCGUUUACCUCGAUGGCUUUAUUUUAAAGGAAAGGUGCGUGAAGUACAUAGAGGACGAAUAAGGAAUAAUUAAUUUGUGUCGUUUUAUGUCCAUUGUCGUUAAACCAUGAAAACUUGAAGUGCCUUCUUUGUUCAUUCCUGCUUGUUUGAACAUCAGUUUUUUUUUUUAAACGUCUGAUCAUAAACGUUGACCCGUGCACAUCACACCCUAACCUAGUGAUGUACAAUGGGAAUGAAUGGGAUACAGGAUAAUAUAAUGAUCAUUGUUAUUCUGGAACCAAUGCAUCUGAUUGUCGGAGCUACGUGAUGCUGCAACUGUCAUGGCCGCCUGCACAUGUGUCCCCGUGGGACUCGACAGGAUCGCCGCUGUCUGAAAUUCAGACGCCCUCGGCAUGUUCUCCGACUCACUUUCAUUGUUGUCGUGAGACGAGCGACGUGUGCGUCUGAUGUGAAUGCUGCUCGUCACCUCUUCAUGACCUUUAUCUCUAAAUGUCACUUUUACUAACUUUCUUUACUAUAAUAAUGUCCAAUCGACAUGGAGGCGACUCCCAGAUGUUGUCAGCGCUUUGCCUCUGAGUCAUGUGAUUCCUCGGGGGUGGCGGCGUCACCGGGCGAGGCAGGCGAGCCGAUGAGUCGCGUGUUUUGGAAAUGUGGUUAUGAUGAUUGCAUCAGUGGAGCGGUUCCUCUGACUGAAAUAAAAGUGGUUUGGUUCGGUCCUCUAAACUGUU
This is a messenger RNA of Platichthys flesus (European flounder), 5332 nucleotides long. It is a transcript of the gene gnptab, whose product is annotated as N-acetylglucosamine-1-phosphate transferase subunits alpha and beta. The coding region runs from base 51 to 3773 and encodes 1240 amino acids. The record is from RefSeq and is a predicted model, not a curated record. Gene Ontology annotation, molecular function: UDP-N-acetylglucosamine-lysosomal-enzyme N-acetylglucosaminephosphotransferase activity; calcium ion binding. Gene Ontology annotation, biological process: carbohydrate phosphorylation; N-glycan processing to lysosome. NCBI's taxonomy places the organism in Eukaryota, Metazoa, Chordata, Actinopteri, Pleuronectiformes, Pleuronectidae. Gene Ontology annotation, cellular component: Golgi apparatus. The transcript has 21 exons.